This is a messenger RNA of Leptonychotes weddellii (Weddell seal), 3194 nucleotides long. It is a transcript of the gene PDE1B, whose product is annotated as phosphodiesterase 1B. Gene Ontology annotation, molecular function: 3',5'-cyclic-nucleotide phosphodiesterase activity. Gene Ontology annotation, biological process: signal transduction. NCBI's taxonomy places the organism in Eukaryota, Metazoa, Chordata, Mammalia, Carnivora, Phocidae. The record is from RefSeq and is a predicted model, not a curated record.
CGGCGGCGGCGGCGGCGGCGGCGCGGAGAGCUCGGACUGGGAGCCAGAGCUCGGCUGGACAGCGCGAGAGCAGGAGCCGCAGGACCUGCAGCUCUGCCAGCUUGGGCCGAGCCCGGAGACCCCGGCCUGGCUGGUCCGCGCCCGCCGCAGACAGAGGCUGAGCAUGGAGCUGUCCCCCCGCAGCCCUCCCGAGAUGCUGGAGUCGGAUUGCCCGUCACCGCUGGAGCUGAAGUCAGCCCCCAGCAAGAAGAUGUGGAUUAAGCUUCGGUCUCUGUUGCGCUACAUGGUGAAGCAGCUGGAGAACGGGGAGGUAAACAUUGAAGAGCUGAAGAAAAACCUGGAAUACACAGCUUCUCUGCUGGAGGCUGUCUACAUAGACGAGACACGGCAAAUCUUGGACACGGAGGACGAGCUGCAGGAGCUGCGGUCAGAUGCCGUGCCUUCGGAGGUACGAGACUGGCUGGCCUCCACCUUCACCCAGCAGGCCCGGGCCAAAGGCCGCCGCGCAGAGGAGAAGCCCAAGUUCCGGAGCAUCGUGCACGCGGUGCAGGCUGGGAUCUUUGUGGAACGGAUGUUCCGGAGAACGUAUACCUCUGUGGGCCCCACCUAUUCCACUGUGGUCCUCAACUGUCUCAAGAACCUGGACCUCUGGUGCUUUGAUGUCUUUUCCUUGAACCGGGCAGCAGAUGACCACGCCCUGAAGACCAUUGUUUUUGAGUUACUGACUCGGCAUAACCUCAUCAGCCGCUUUAAGAUUCCCACUGUGUUUUUGAUGACUUUCCUGGAUGCACUGGAGACAGGCUAUGGGAAGUACAAGAACCCUUACCACAACCAGAUCCACGCAGCUGAUGUUACCCAGACAGUCCAUUGCUUCUUGCUCCGCACAGGGAUGGUGCAUUGCCUGUCGGAGAUCGAGGUCUUAGCCAUCAUCUUCGCUGCAGCCAUCCACGACUAUGAGCACACAGGCACUACGAACAGCUUCCACAUCCAGACCAAGUCGGAAUGUGCCAUCUUGUACAAUGAUCGCUCAGUGCUGGAGAAUCACCACAUUAGCUCUGUCUUCCGAAUAAUGCAGGAUGAUGAGAUGAACAUUUUCAUCAACCUCACCAAGGAUGAGUUUGUAGAGCUACGGGCCCUGGUCAUCGAGAUGGUGUUGGCCACGGACAUGUCCUGCCAUUUCCAGCAAGUGAAGUGCAUGAAGACAGCCUUGCAGCAGCUGGAGAGGAUUGACAAGUCCAAGGCCCUGUCUCUACUGCUCCAUGCUGCCGACAUCAGCCACCCAACCAAGCACUGGUCGGUUCACAGCCGCUGGACCAAGGCCCUCAUGGAGGAGUUCUUCCGCCAGGGCGACAAGGAGGCAGAGCUGGGCCUGCCCUUUUCUCCCCUGUGUGAUCGGACGUCCACUCUGGUGGCACAGUCGCAGAUCGGGUUCAUUGACUUCAUCGUGGAGCCCACCUUCUCUGUGCUGACUGAUGUGGCCGAGAAGAGUGUCCAGCCCCUGGUGGAUGAGGACUCCAAGUCUAAGAACCAGCCCAGUUUCCAGUGGCGCCAGCCUUCUCUGGAUGUGGAAGUGGGAGACCCCAACCCUGAUGUGGUCAGCUUCCGCUCUACCUGGACCAAAUACAUUCAGGAGAACAAGCAGAAAUGGAAGGAACGGGCAGCAAGUGGCGUCACCAACCAGAUGUCCAUUGACGAACUGUCCCCUUGUGAGGAAGAGGCCCUGCCCUCCCCUGCUGAAGAUGAACACAACCAGAAUGGGAAUCUGGACUAGCCUGGGGCUGGCCCAGGUCCUCAAUGAGUCCAAAGUGUUUGAUGUCAUCAGCACCAUCCAUCGGGACCGGCUCCCCCAUCUGCUCCAAGGGAGCAUGGAGGUUGAGGAACAGACAACCCACCCGAAGGCCAAAUGCCAGAGAUUGUGGGGUUGGGGGAAGGGCCCCUCCCCACCCGACACCCAUUGGGGCGCACUUUAAUCUCCCAGCAGGAAGUCUGGGGAACAUCAGGCUCCCAGUGGUCACUGUGCCCAUCCCCCUGCCUCUGGACUCCCCCCACCCCUCCCCCUGCCCCCAUCCCGAGGCCAGAUGGCUGGCUGGGAGUGGGGAGCUUCUUGGAGGCCUCCCAGGGCCCAGGGGGGAGGGUCAGAGAUGCCAGCCCCUGGGCCCUCCCCCAUCCUUUUUGCCUCCAAGUUUCUAAGCAAUACAUUUUGGGGGGUUCCCUCAGCUCCCCCCAGAUCUUAGCUGGCAGGUCUGGGUCCCCCUUUUCUUCCCCUGGGAGGGGCUGGAAUAGGAUAGAAAGCUGGGGGUUUUCAGAGCCCUGAGUGUGGAGAGGGGAGUGGGCUUCUUCAGGGCAUGGGACCUUUCUAGGGCCUGGGAAUGCGGGGGGUGUUCUCUUUACCCCAGACCUACACUGCUUCAGCGCCAUCCCCAGCCUCCCCGCCCCACCCCAUUCUUCCUUCCCUCCUAUUCUGAAAUGUCGACUAGGGGAAGAGAGGAGGCCUUUCCUGGGGUCCGCAAGAAUUUGGGGUUGGUCUAGGCCCCUGGGGUUUGUCACCUACCCUGGCUGUCCUGAGCCCUUUGCCUCCUUCCUCUCCCCUGGGGCUGGGAGGCUCCCAUCCGACCAAUGUCUGUAAAGUGCUUUGAGGUUUCCCCAGCAAAGCACCUUCAGGAUGCAUCUUAUGAGCACCGGCAGGAGAGACCAGCGGGGUUGGGGCCAAGGGUGCACGUGAGGGUGAGGUAUAAUCCAGUAAUCCUGCAUUGCUAUCAGAGGGUUCCUCCCCUCCUCCCCCUUUCAGCGCCUGCGCACCUGCAGGCACCAAGAGGCCCCUCCCCUGGGACAAGUGGGGAGUGGCGGGUGGAGGCAGAUGGCAGGGACUCAGGGCUGCAGCAGUUGUGUUCCUGAAGAGAGCCCGCCAGGCCCUGUGCCCCAUCUCCUCAGGCUCCUUGAGCAGCCUUGUCCCAGCAAAGGCCCAAGUCCAGGCGACUGCCCUCCUCCUAUCCUGUAAAUACCAACCAUGCAUUUAUACAGUGGGCCCCGUUCGUGUGAAGUCCAUAUCCAUGGUCUCUUAGACCUGCCACCUUGACACUUGUCCCUCCUACCCCACCCCAAGUGGGGCAGAGACGCAUGUGACUCACCCCUGCCCUUGGUCUCCCAGAACCCUGCUAUAGCCAGAGAUCAAUAAAGAAGGGAGACCAGGCCUG